Molecule: messenger RNA, 1782 nt
Organism: Didymodactylos carnosus
Lineage: Eukaryota; Metazoa; Rotifera; Eurotatoria; Philodinida; Philodinidae
Source: the annotation of a GenBank genome assembly
AUGCUCUCGAGGUGCUCGUGGCUGCGCCCGAAAUCAAAACGUGUAUUAGGUGAAGAACAAGAUAAAAUAACAAUUAAUGUUUCGGGUGAACGUUUUCAAACACAUCGAACUACAUUGGAACUUUAUCCUAAUACACUACUUGGAAAUAAAAAAAAAUGUCGACCAUUCUUUGAUAAAGCACAUAAAGAAUAUUUUUUUGAUCGACAUCGUGCAUCGUUUCAUGCAAUUUUGUAUUAUUAUCAAUCACAGGGUCGUCUUAGAAGACCACCUUCUGUCCCACUUGAUACAUUUCUAGAAGAAGUCACAUUUUUUGAAUUGGAUUCAGAAGCUUUACAACAAGUAAGAGAUCAUGAAAACGUUAAAGAAGCUCCAAAACUUCCUCUACCAAAGAAUCGAUGUCGACGUUAUUUAUGGGCUAAUAUGGAAUAUCCUCAAUAUUCAACAACAGCAAAAGUUAUUAAUUUCCUUUCAAUGUUAGUCAUCGUAUUGUCAUGUAUUGCACUUGCCAUAGAAACACUACCAAAAUAUAAUGGAUAUUAUGAUAAUAUGUGUGAGCAUGUUUUUGAAUUAUCAAAAAAUGAAUCAAUAUCUAUAAAUAAAAUAGUUAAAACAGAUCGAUUAUGUGCUCCAUCAUUCUAUAAUCCAUUUUUUGUUAUUCAAACAUUUUGUAUUAUAUCGUUUACAACUGAAUUUAUUGUACGUCUAAUGAGUACACCACGUUAUUUGAAUUAUAUAAAAGAUUUAAUGAAUUGGAUUGAUGUUCUUGCUAUAAUACCAUACUAUAUAACAUUAGGUAUAAUGUUAGCUGGAAAACAAGAUGAUAUUAAUGCAAAUACAUAUGGUGGAUUAAAAUUUUUAAGAUUAUUACGUUUUGUACGUAUAUUUAAAUUGUAUAGAGUAUUUCGUAUAUUUAAAACAUUUAGAAUAUUAGCAUCAGCAUUUAAAGAAUCAUUACCCGACUUCUUUAUUAUGAUGAUAAUUCUUACAUUUUUGGGAUUUUUAUUUGGUGCAGGGGCUUAUUUUGCUGAACAAAAUUCAAAUGGAGUUCAAUUUGAUAGUAUUCCAAAAGCCACGUAUUGGGGAAUAAUUACUGUAACAUCAACGGGAUAUGGUGAUAUGUAUCCUAUAACUGCUAUUGGCCGAACUCUUGGUUGUUUAUGUGCUAUAUUUGGCCAAGCUGCAAUUGGCAUGGCUGUUUCUGUAUUAGUUGACCGUUAUCAACGUGUAUAUACCCGAAAAUUAUAUAUUGAUGCUAAAGAUGAUGAGAUGGAAUUUUAUGAAUCGUCAGAUGAUGACGAUGAUGAUGAUAUAGAAUCGCAAACAGGUGUUAAUUCAAAACAACACAAAAAAGAUAUAGGCGCAGAUCCAGAUGCACUGGCACGAGAAGAAAAAAAAACAAAUGGCAAUUAUGGGGUUGAAAACGACGACGAUAAUGAUGAUGAUAACGAUAAUCAAGAUCAAGACAAUGAAGUGGAUUAUCAACAAAAAAAAGGUUCAAAAAUUAAAUUUAUACUUACUGUUGAUAAUGACGAAGAUGAAACGUUAGUAGCUGAACUGUUUCGAAAAAUGAACAAAUUUAUAAGAGAAAGACAGCAAUCAAACGAAAAUCAAAUUGAUGAACAACAGACCGGACAUACACAAGAAUCACAGAUUUCUAGCGAAGAAAUUAAUUUUGUUAAUAAUAACAGUAAUGGACAUAACGUUUUAAUUAAAUUUCGUUUACCCUCAUCCACUUAUCAGAAUGAAACUGCUGUUAAGGAUAAAGAUCUUUCGCGUUUAUAG